Molecule: messenger RNA, 4337 nt
Organism: Paramecium pentaurelia
Lineage: Eukaryota; Ciliophora; Oligohymenophorea; Peniculida; Parameciidae
Source: the annotation of a GenBank genome assembly
UAAUGAUUAAAUAAGGUAAAUCUAAGGAUACUGCAGUUUUAAGGACGCUCAUCAACACUCAAGCAUAAAAUUUUGCUACUAAGAGAUUGUUGAAGGAUCUCAAUAUCAUUGAGAAGGAGUCCAUUCCCACAGUGGGAGUUACUGCUAGACCCCUUGAACAUGAUCUCUUUAUUUGGCAUGCAAAUAUAAGAGGACCUGUUGGAACUCCAUAUGAAGGUGGAAUCUUUCAUUUUGAGUUAUUAAUACCAGAGUCUUAUCCACACUAACCACCUAAAAUAAAUCUAUUCACAGAAUUACCUCAUCCAAAUGUUUUUGGUAAUUCCAUUUGUCUUGAUUUACUUUAACCAAGAAAGCCAGAAGAUAAGGAUAAGUAAUCAGGAUGGUCUAGUUCUUACACUAUUCAAUCCAUAUUAUUAUAGUUGUCAGCCUUUCUAUUUGAAGAAUAGAUUACUGAAAAGAAGGAGAAAUAAUUAGCCUAAAUUAAAAAGGCAGUUUAAGCUGCUAAUAAUUUUAAAUGUACAACCAAGAAUUGUAAACAUGGAGGCAAACUCUCUUUGUGGCCAUAAUUCAAUACUAAGGAAGUUGAUGAAGAAUAAUUUAUUAACAAAUUAACAGAAUAAGAAUUGUUAGAAUAAUAAUUCCUUUGUUUCCAUACUAAAUUAAGUUAUAGAAAACCAUAAGCCCCAUAAUUUGAAGAUGAAACUAAGAUCAAAUAAGAAAGUUGUCUAGGAAUCCUAUUGAAUGUCUCUAAGGUUCCAAGAACUGGUUCAAUCAAAUAAGCAGUACCAUCUUUGGAUUAUGUAUCAAUUAAAGCUUUUUUAAAUGAAGGAUUAAAAUGGGAUUCAUUAAAUUUAUAAUAUACUCAUUGGUUACCUCUUUAUUUUGGUAAGACUGAUAAUAAAGAGAGAGUAUUACAUCUCUUAUAAAGAUCAUUAUCUAUGAUAAUGACAAACAAUACUAAAAGAUUCAAGCCUGAAUUUGUUUUGGAAGUAUUUCCAAAGAUCACAUAAAGUAUUGUUCAUGGUAUGAUGGCUGAGAAAACUCAUGCAUCAAUUAGAUGUUUAAGAGUGUUGGCUUAAGUUCAUGCCUUAUGGUUAUUAUGUAUGGAAUAAUGGCCAUAACUUUAUUAGUAAGUAGAUGCAAUUAUUCAUAAAUUUAUAACUGAUGAAAAGAGUAGAACAAAAGAACAUACUCCUAAUCUUGGUAUAUUAUUUAAUUUACUAUAUGUAUCUAAAAAAUACACUUUUGGAGAUUUAGUUUAAUCUUAUACAGCAGAAUAAUUAGAUAGAUAAGUAUUUUGGUUAUUGAAAGAAAUCCCAGAAUUAGCUGAUGAAAAAUUGGAAGGUGCAAUUAGUGCAACAAAGAGAGUUGAAAUCACAUUUAAAUAAUAAUCAACAUCAUUUUAAAUGGGUUGUUUCUAAUAUAUUUAUUUAACUUAUGUUGUUCAACCAUUGAAGACAUAGAAGGAGAUUUUAGAAAGAUUUGAUAACAAUUAUUGUUUAUUAACAACUGGUAUUGAAAAUGGAAUUCAAGAAAAGAUAUUUGAAGCUUUUAAAAGAGUAGUCAAUUAUGAUGCUUUCUAUGAAUUCAUUGGAUAGGAGAAAAAAUCAGUUGAAGAAUUGAAUUAAUUAUUAAAAUAAGCUGUAAAGAAUUCUAAAGAAAAGAAAUAUCAUGGUACUGUUGAAGAAAUGAAUUAAUUACCACCAGCAAUUGAAUAAGUGAGGUAAUAUUAAAAAAAAUACUCUAAAGUUUAAGAUUUCUAUGUAAUUACUAAAUAGGAAUAAGAUAAAAAAUAAGUUAAAUAUAAUAUUGAAGCAAAAUAAAAUGUUGAUUGGAAAUAAGAAUUAUGUAAAAGAUGGGAUUGGAUCGAUGAAUAAUUGAAAUGGAAUUCUCAAUUAGAUGCUACUGAAUUGGCUUAAUAAUCAAAUUUCAGAGUAUUGAAUGGAUUUGGUCUUAAACCAGAAGAUAGACUCUAUAAUAAGAUAGAAACUCUUAGAAAUUAACAUCAUAGUAUUAAAUAUUAAAUUGAUUUUCCAAAGCAUACUUGGCAAUAAUUGUAUAUGAAAUUAGAUUUUGAAUAAUUCUUACUUCAAUUUGAUUCUUGUCCUGAUUUCCAAAGCUUUUAUGAAAAAGUCACAAUAGUGAAAGAUUAAUUAAUAGAUUUAGUUCUUGUUUUGAUUAACAUUAAGACUGUUUCAUCAGGAUAUUAUUAUAUUACUGCUGCUUUAGAAUAAUUUACUAAAUUAGUUAGAUUGACUUUGACUGGAUAAGAAUAAUUGGGUAGUAUUAUUUUCCCAAAGAAAGCUGCUAAAUCAAUUUAUAAAGGAUUAAAUAAUUUAAGUAAAUAAUAAAACAGUUUAUCAAUUAUUGAGAUAAAUAAAUUAGGCUUUUAAGGAAAUUAAUUAGAAAUUACAGAGUCAAUAUUUGGAGUAUUAUAUCAAUUUUAAAAUCAAAUAAAAUCUCUUACAAUUGAAAAUACAGAUUUAAUGACAUUAAGUAAUGCUGCAAAGACAGUAGGUGCUAUAAUUACUUCAUUUAGACAUCUUGAAUUUUUGAAUUUGAAAGGAUCAAUUCGUAAUGCAAAUAUAGCAAAAGAAAUAACUGAUGGUUUAAUGAGAGCAAAAUAAUUAGUAACAGUAGAUUUAUCUUUAAAUCAUUUAGCUACUGAAAAAGGAUUGGCAUCAAUUGUUUAUAAUUUGAGUUUCUCACCAAAAUUAACAUUUUUAGAUAUUUCUGGAUGUGGAUCAAUUACAUCAGUUGAAUUAGUAGAAAGUUUAUAUAAAUUAUUAAGAAUAACUGCAAGUUUAGAAAAUUUAAAUUUAGAAAGAUUAUCUUCUUUGAAUUUAACAAAAGAAUUCUUUGUUGCAUUAGGUGAAAGUAGAACUUUAAAAACAUUGAAUUUAAAUGCCAUAGGAGAAUUUAAUGAUUAAAAAUUAGAAUAAUUAGGUAAAGCAAUAGCAUUUAAUGCAUAAAAGGGAGGAUAAUUAAGUAUAAUUAAUUUAAAUUAUGAUGGAAUAAACUAUUAAAAAUUAAAGAAAUUAGUGGAAAGUAUGUCUAUAUCUAAUCAUGACCAUGAAGUUUGGUAUGGAGAUGCAAAUAAAGCUAGUAAAAUGACAGGAGAUGAUUACAAAAAAGUGUUUAAAUGUAAUUUAUAAACUCUUGAUGUUAAAAUAUCUCCAUUUAGUUCAAAUUUUGAUAUUAAUCAUUAUAAGAAUUAAUAUAAAGCUAAGAAUGAUUUCUAAAACAUUUUUGAAAAGAAUCCAAAUCUUAUAGAUCUCAACUUUGCUGAGAAAUAAUUUAAUAAGAAAGAUAUGGACUUAUUAGUUGAAAUGGUACAUCAUAAAGUCAAUAAAUUAAGAGUUUUAAAUCUUAGUAGAAAUAAUUUAAAUAAAGAAGGGGCUAAAGUAUUAAGUAACUUUUUAGAAUCAAAUACAACUUUAGAAUUUUUAGAUUUAUCAGGUAAUAAAGUUGGUGUUUCAGGUGGAAAGAGUAUUGCAUUAGCAUUAAGAAAGAACUAAACACUUAAACAAUUAAAUCUCUUCUUCAAUUUAAUUGGAUUUGAUGGUGCUAAAGAAUUUGGAACAACAUUUAAGAUUAAUAAAACUCUAGAAUUUAUUGAUCUAGGUAAUAAUAGAAUUAGAAAUAAGGGAUUAUUGGCAAUUACAGAAGGUUUAAGUGAGAAUAAAUAAUCAAAAGUAUCUACUCUUGGAUUAAGAUUUAAUUUCUUAUCAGAAGAUGGCAUUUUAAAUUUGAUUAAGAAAACUAAUUUACAAGAAAUCUUCAUUAAGAAUAAUUCAAUUACUGAUUAUGGUUUAUAUUGUUUAAAAAAAGGAUAUGAUGAAUUAAAAUCAAAUAUUAGAAUAGAUCUCUUCUCUAAAUUGAAUUAAAUUGAAGAGAGUAGACUAGAAAGAACUGCUUGGAUUCAACCAAUCUUUAAUAUCCCAGAUAUUAUUGCAUUCUUCAAUAAAUUUGAAGUAGGUGUUAUUUUAGAUGCAAGAUUUAGAAAGGGAUAAAAGUAUGAGAAUCGUAAAGUGCAACCAAAUCAUUUUAAUUUUGUUGAAUUUGCUGAUCCAAACAGUUUGAAUAGAUCCUUAGCAUUAGCUUCAACAAGUUAAGCAGUCAUUAAUGGCAAAGCAUUUAGAAUUUAUAAGGCUGGAACAGGCACUUUCAUAUGUAUUUAUAUAAAUUUAUAUUUUUAGAUUUGAAAAAGAGUGCAAAGUAAAAGAAAGCUGAAAGUUCUAAAACUAAUACCUUAUAAUCAAAAUUACCUGCUAGCUCAGCAGCAAGAGGAAGAGGUAGAGGCAGAGGAAGAGGAAGAGGUAGAGGAAGAGCUUGAA